Mollisia scopiformis is the source of this 858-nucleotide messenger RNA. RefSeq lists its product as uncharacterized. Lineage: Eukaryota; Fungi; Ascomycota; Leotiomycetes; Helotiales; Mollisiaceae. The transcript is spliced from 5 exons. The record is from RefSeq and is a predicted model, not a curated record. Bases 1 to 858 code for a protein of 285 amino acids.
AUGCGAGCUUCAAUACCUCUAUCUCUAGCUUUUCUUUCCACGGUCCUAGCUCAAAAUUCUAUAACCGCAGCUCCCUCGGUCGUGACCGUGACAUCAGCAGCAAUCACCACUCCCGUAGCAGGACCUCAAGCUUACAUCGGUGCCAGUACCGAACCUGCCCUUGGCGCUUAUACAUCAUGGUUUUGUCCCCCAGGCCAGGCCUGGGUCCAGGUCGGUAACUACGCCCGCUGCUGCGACAGCAAUCAGUACGAAGAAUGCGGCAUUGCGACGGCGUGUUUGAGUACCUCGUUGAUGGUCGGGCCCAGUUCACAGCAGAUAUGGACUUGUUCGGGGACGGGAACACAGACUCUUUGCGUGACGGGGACGGUUUAUGCUAGUAUUGGCGCCACGGUUGGAGUUACGAAUUGCUGGAACGGCGGAAACUGGGUAGCCACAAGAGACAUAUCAAUAACGACAUCUUCAUCCUCUUCGUCAUCUUCCUCAACAACUCCCAUAUCUUCAACGCCCACCACACUACACGAAACCAGCAUUCCCUCAAGCUCGUCAUCCACUCCCCCGUCCACCAGCAAAGGUCCCCACGCGGGAGCCAUCGCAGGCAUAGUGUUCGGCAUACUAAUCUUAGUCGCCUUGGUGGCAAUAUCGCUCUUUGUAUACAGGCGUAGGCGGAAAGCAAAGAGGACCCCAGAAGCGGCGCCCGAUCCGUAUGUUCCUACUGCGUUUAUGUCCGAGCUUCCAGCACAGGAGCGGGAUGUAGGUGAGGCGUCUCGCUUUGGGGUUCAGAGGGGUAGGAAUGAGGAUGAGGAUGAAGUUUCGGUUGUGUCGGGGGCGAGUGGAGAGGCCGGUGGGGUGUUGCUUUAG